Molecule: messenger RNA, 1035 nt
Organism: Geodia barretti
Lineage: Eukaryota; Metazoa; Porifera; Demospongiae; Tetractinellida; Geodiidae
Source: the annotation of a GenBank genome assembly
AUGGCGCGUAGUCAUGCAUGUGCAUCUCGCGGAGAGCAAGAAGGAAGCAUUGAGCAGGCGCGCGCGAACGCGGGACGUUACCAGUACGACUACUUCGUGAAAACGCUGGGGCAUCAGCUCGAUUUUGAUGUGAACAGCAACGCAGACCGCGACAGGAUCAUCGAUAUGAUGACUGAGAAUGGAGCGUGGUGCGUUGGCACGCCUGACGAUCUCAUUGCUACCAUCAAGAGGCUCGACCAAGAGAGCGGCGGAUUCGGCGGAUUCAUGAUUCAGGCGACCGAAUGGGGCACGGAGAGAACAGAGACGGGUAUCAAGUUCAUCACCACGCGGCACGAGCAGGCAACUGCGUACAUGGCGGACGGUUACUCGCGUUCGGGGGACGACAUAGGCACUGCGCUCGUGGUACCGGGGCCGGGCUUGCAGAACGCAUCUGCGGCAAUCGGCACGGCAUUCGCAGCAUCCUCGCCUAUCAUGGUGGUGGCAGGGCAGGUGGAGCGCGACAUGAUUGGGGUUGACCGCGGCGUGCUGCACGAAAUCAACGACCAGCUCGACACGAUUCGCCCAGUUACCAAGUGGGCGCAGCGAAUCCUUGAUCCGCGUGAUGUGCCCGAAGCGGUGCAUGAGGCGUUUUACCAGCUCAAGUCGGGCAGGCCUCGCCCGGUGGAGAUUGAGAUACCGCCGGAGACGCUCGCCGAUGUAGCAGAAAUCGAGCUGCUCGAACCCGUCAACUACCAGCGCCAAGCCGCAAGCGCAGACAGCAUCCAAAGAGGGCGCGCGCAUUGCACUCGAAUCCAGACUCCACAGAUACUGCAGGGUCAGAGGGUUGUGCAGAUAGACAUAGACGAAGCCGAGCUUGGGCGGAACUACGAGAAUACCUUCGGCAUUGCGGGCGACGCCAAGAUGACUCUUGAAGAGUUGCUGAAGGCGGUCUCAGUCAUCAAGCCCGCGAGUGAGAGUCGUCAAGCUGAAAUCGAAGAGAUGCGCGAAGAGUUCUUUGGCGAGGGCCGCGCCCUGGAGCCGCUGCACUCGCUGUAA